Ctenopharyngodon idella (grass carp) is the source of this 7034-nucleotide messenger RNA. RefSeq names its product cytoplasmic linker associated protein 1a (gene clasp1a). Gene Ontology annotation, biological process: mitotic spindle assembly. Lineage: Eukaryota; Metazoa; Chordata; Actinopteri; Cypriniformes; Xenocyprididae. Gene Ontology annotation, molecular function: kinetochore binding; microtubule binding. The record is from RefSeq and is a predicted model, not a curated record. The transcript has 41 exons. Bases 501 to 5087 code for a protein of 1528 amino acids. Gene Ontology annotation, cellular component: microtubule organizing center; mitotic spindle; cytoplasmic microtubule.
AUUCCGGCUCCAUCAUUGUGUCUACAGGAGCAGCACCAGAGAGACAAGCCUCGUUUACCUUUAGUAAACCAACCCGUGUCAUUUCACACAGAAACCACCGCUAGAUUCGGCAGAGGAGGACCUCUGAAUUAUGAAGCAAUGCUCCGCCGGACCCUCUCUCUCCUGCUCUAGUUACCAGAACCCCUGCUGCUGUCACCGCAACCGUGAUCGCUUUUGCCUCUGCUAGUGGUUUGGCUGCCUCCUAAAAGGACAAAAAGGAGAAUUCGCAAUCCUCAUCAGCUGUUGUCUAGUCACAUAUGGUGCAUCGUUUGCAUUCCCGAGUCGACAUCCCUACCGCUCAGCUUCUUGCCAGCCUGUGACACUCAUAGGAUUCAUCAACACGGGAUAUUAAUAAGCGUGUGCUCUUGUUUUGCCUUGAUUGCACACGCUAAAGGACUUUUUUUUUUUUUUUAGUUUUUCCUCUCUACUGCCACACGGGUGGUGGCAGGACAUCGUAGGCCAUGGAACCCAAUAUGGAGUACUGUCUGACCCAGGUGCUACAGAAGGAUGUGGCCCGCAGGUUGCAGAUGGGUCCAGAGCUCAUUGACUACAUCACAGAUUCAGACAAGUGUCAUGACCUGGAGAGUGACCAGACUGCGCUAGAUAAAAUGGUGGACGGUAUCGCCACAUCUUGGGUUAACUCUAGCAACUUCAAGUUGGCUUUGUUAGGAAUGGACCUACUAUCUGCCUUAGUGACAAGAUUACAGGACCGAUUUCGUCCCCAAGUUGGUACAGUUUUACCCAGCUUGAUAGAUCGGUUAGGCGAUGCCAAAGAUCAAGUCAGAGACCAAGAUCAAACCCUGCUGCUAAAGAUCAUGGAGCAGUCAGCUACACCUCAGUACAUAUGGGACAGAAUGUUGGGGGGUUUCAAACACAAAAACAACCGGACCAGAGAGGGAGUUUGUCUCUGUCUCAUUUCAACUCUAAACACAUAUGGUGCCCAAGGCUUGACUCUGAGCAAAAUUGUACCACAUAUAUGUAAUCUACUCGGAGACCCUACAAGUCAGGUUCGGGAUGCGGCCAUGAACUGCCUUGUGGAAAUAUACAGGCAUGUUGGAGAGAAGGUUAGGAUUGAUCUUAGCAAAAAAGGACUGCCGCAAUCAAGGUUGAAUGUAAUUUUCAGCAGAUUUGAUGAAGUCCAAAGAUCUGGGAACAUGAUCCUCUCCUCAGGUUCAGAUAAGAACUUUGAUGACGAAGACUCUGUGGAUGGGGGCAGGUCCUCCUCCUCUUCCUCUUCUAAGGGCUUCUCCAGCAGCAGGAGAGGGGGCAGCAUGGGCUCAAUGAGACGACCUAGUUCUGCCUCUGGAUCCAGGGCUGCAGGGAAGGACAGUGUCAGCGCGGGAGCUGUGGAUGAAGAGGAUUUUGUCAAAGCUUUUGAAGAUGUACCUGCAGUGCAAAUAUAUUCCAGUAAGGAUUUGGAGGACUCCUUAAAUAAGAUCCGGGAAGUUUUGUCAGAUGACAAGCAAGACUGGGAGCACCGCGUCACUGCUCUGAAGAAAGUGCGGUCGCUUGUUCUGGCUGGUGCGACUGAGCAUGAGGGUUUCCUUCAACAUCUACGGCUUUUAGAAGGUGCCUUCAAGCUGUCGGCUAAAGAUCUUCGGUCCCAAGUGGUUCGAGAGGCCUGUAUCACAUUAGGGCAUCUGUCUUCAGUGUUGGGGAAUAAAUUUGAUCAUGGGGCUGAAAGCAUCAUGCCUACGCUGCUCAACUUAGUGCCCAACAGCGCCAAAGUUAUGGCCACAUCCGGAAUGGCAGCCAUCCGCCUCAUCUUGCGACAUACACACUUCCCACGCCUUAUCCCGAUCAUCACCAGCAACUGCACUUCUAAAUCUGUGGCUGUUCGAAGACGGUGUUAUGAGUUUUUAGACCUGUUAUUGCAAGAAUGGCAGACACACACUCUAGAGAGGCAUGUGGCGGUUCUCACUGAGACCAUCAAGAAGGGGAUCCAUGAUGCUGACUCAGAGGCCAGAUCUGUGGCAAGAAAGUGUUACUGGGGAUUCCAUGGCCAUUACAGUCGGGAGGCAGAGCACCUGUUUCAGGCGUUGGAGUCGACCUAUCAGAAGGCCCUACAGUCCCACCUGAAGAGUUCUGACAGUAUAGUGUCUCUACCACAGUCCGACCGCUCCUCCUCAAGCUCACAGGAGAGCCUCAAUCGACCGCUGUCAGUGAAGAGUGUCAUUGGAGGCCCGGUUACAAGAAGUAAAGUGAUCGGCUCUAGGGUGUCCUCAACACCUGGUGCCCUCCAGCGAUCUCGCAGCGACAUAGACGUGAAUGCCGCCUCCAGUGCCAAAUCUCGCAUGUCAACCGCAACCUCCCAAUCUCCCUUCAGCUCUGCUGCAGCCUUGCCUCCAGGCUCCUACGCCUCCCUGGACGGUGCAGCUGGUAAAAUAGAUGGUCGUGUGCGGACGAGAAGGCAGAGCUCAGGGAGUGCAGUCAGCGCCAGUAGCACUGUGACAGACAGCCGUGGUCGAAGCAGAGCUAAAGUGGUGUCUCAGUCCCAGCCCGGCAGCCGAUCCAGCUCUCCUGGGAAGCUCUUGGGACACGCAUAUGGCAGAAUUCCUAGAGCCACUGCCCCAACAACACCCUCAGACAAGUACUCUAGGGUCCCACGAAGCCAGGGGUGCAGCCGUGAAACCAGCCCCAGCAGACUGGGCCUAGCCCGGAGCAGUCGCAUCCCCCGCCCCAGCAUGAGUCAGGGGUGCAGCCGUGACACUAGUCGCGAGAGCAGCCGUGACACCAGCCCCGCUCGGGGCUUCACUCCUCUUGCCUCCCGACGUCACUCUCGCUCAACCAGCGCGCUGUCCACGGCCGAACCCGUGGGCCAGUCAGAUCGCUUUGGCCUGAUCCAUCAGGCUCGCAUUUCUGCAUCUGUCAAUGCUAUGAGGGUACUAAACACUGGCACAGAAGUGGAGGCUGCCGUAGCUGAUGCUUUGCUGUUAGGAGACUCCAGGAAUAAGCGCAAGCCUUUGAGAAGGAGGUACGAGUCUGAUGACGAUGCCAACAGUGAUGCGUCCAGUGCCUGCUCAGAGCGUUCCUAUAGCUCUCGUAAUGGAGGCAUUCCUCACUACCUGCGUCAGACGGAGGAUGUCGCCGAGGUGCUAAAUCACUGUGCCAGUUCCAACUGGUCUGAGAGGAAAGAGGGCCUGCUGGGUUUGCAGAACUUGCUAAAGAGUCAGCGCAUUCUCAGCCGUGUGGAGCUGAAGAGGCUGUGUGAGAUCUUCACCAGGAUGUUUGCAGAUCCUCACAGCAAGGUGUUUAGCAUGUUCUUGGAGACACUAGUGGACUUCAUUACUGUGCACAGAGAGGAUCUCCAGGACUGGCUUUUUGUUCUGCUCACUCAACUACUGAAGAAAAUGGGAGCUGACCUCUUGGGCUCAGUCCAAGCUAAGGUCCAAAAAGCUCUGGACAUCACACGGGAGUCUUUCCCCUUUGACCAACAGUUUAACAUUCUAAUGAGAUUCAUUGUUGAUCAGACUCAAACCCCCAAUCUGAAGGUGAAGGUGGCCAUCCUGAAAUACAUCGAGUCCCUGGCACGGCAGAUGGACCCUGCUGACUUUGUGAACUCAAGUGAGACGAGAUUAGCCGUGUCUCGCAUUAUCACCUGGACCACAGAACCCAAGAGCUCUGACGUUAGAAAAGCCGCCCAGGUGGUGCUGAUCUCACUCUUUGAGCUGAACACUCCUGAGUUCACCAUGCUGCUGGGCGCUCUGCCUAAAACAUUCCAGGAUGGAGCCACCAAGCUCCUGCAUAACCAUCUGAAGAACUCAAGCAACACAAGCAGCGUGAGUUCACCAAGCAAUACAAUGGGCCGCACGCCACCCCGGCACCCCACUAGCAGGACCAGUCCUCUCACCUCGCCCACAAAUUGCUCCCAUGGGGGUCUGUCACCCAGUAUGCUGGAGUAUGACACAGAGAACAUGAAUUCUGAUGAGAUCUUUAGCUCACUGCGUGGUGUCACAGAAGCCAUCCAGAGUUUCAGUUACCGCAGCCAAGAAGACCUGAAUGAGCCAAUCAGACGUGAUGGGAAGAAGGAUGAUGCCACUGGGAAGGAAGGGGCAUCUCCAGGGUCUGACGCAAGACUGGGAUUGGAUGUAGUGGAGGGUGGCCGUACCGCUUUGGAUAACAAAACAUCUUUGCUCAACACACCGUCCCCGCGGUCUUUCGCUGUGCCACGGUCGAGAGAGUUUGCACCCUAUGGCUACGGAGACACGAUCACGGCCUAUGACAAAAGUGCCCUGAAAGAGGCUGUCUUUGACGACGACGUGGAGCAGUUCCGAGACUGCCGUCGGCAAGACUGUGGUGAGAACAAGAUGGUGCUGCCCAAGGGCUUUACUCCUGAUUUGGUGGCAGACCUACUGAAGGAGCUGUCUAAUCACAAUGAGCGAGUGGAGGAGAGGAAGGGGGCGUUGAUCGAGCUGCUGAAGAUCGCUCGUGAAGACAGCCUGGCUGUGUGGGACGAGCACUUCAAAACAAUCCUAUUGCUGCUAUUGGAGACACUGGGGGACAAAGAUCACACUAUCCGAGCACUGGCUUUACGUGUUCUGAAGGAGAUCCUGAGGAACCAGCCAGCGCGUUUCAAGAACUAUGCAGAACUCACCAUCAUGAAAACACUAGAAGCCCACAAGGACUCUCAUAAAGAGGUGGUUAGGGCGGCUGAAGAGGCUGCCUCUACAUUGGCCGGCUCCAUUCACCCAGAGCAAUGCAUCAAGGUGCUGUGUCCCAUCGUACAGACUGCAGACUACCCCAUCAACUUGGCUGCUAUUAAGAUGCAGACCAAAGUGGUUGAGCGCAUUGCCAAGGAGUCCCUGCAUCAGCUGCUGCCAGACAUUAUCCCUGGCCUCUUACAAGGCUAUGAUAACACAGAGAGUAGCGUUCGCAAGGCCAGCGUGUUCUGUCUGGUGGCCAUCUACUCUGUGAUUGGUGAGGAGCUGAAGCCACACUUGGCCCAGCUCACGGGUAGCAAGAUGAAGUUGCUAAAUCUGUAUAUUAAGAGGGCCCAGACCACCAACAGCAACAGCAGCAGUUCUUCAGAUGUGUCCUCUCACAGCUAGCCAUAUGGAGUCUAAUCAGUGCCCUACAUGUGCAUUUGGGAACAUAGUUGUGCCUCCUCCAGACAUCUUUUUUAUUGCUUCAUCACAAUCUAGCUGGAUUUUCCCAGAGAGAUGUGUUGCUCACUGCAAUCAAACUUUUCUUUUCAUCCAACUCCUGGAAACCUCUUAGUUUGUCUCUCAUGCAUCUUUCCAUCUGUGGAACGUUGAAUGUAAAGGGGUUUGAAUCGAGAAAAAUGCAUGCAGAGCUUCCAUGAUAGGCAUUGCUUCCUUAAUUGGAGGAAACAGGCUUUCUUCAUCUUCUGAAGAGGUGAAUCGUUAACUAAAUUUAUUAGUAAUAACUUAUUCGUGUUUACAAGUGGUGUUAAAGGUUUAGUUGAGUUAUUUGGAUAUUUUAAAUGGGCACAGUUGGUUUAACUAAUACACCACUUGAAUCUCAGUUGAUGCUAGUGGAUCAUUUGGCUGGCCGAGUGAUAAAUGUUAAGAAAAGAGAAAAAUAUAAGUAAUUUGUAGGUUUGGCUACAAUGACAACCAAAAAACAAAACAAAACAAAAGUAGGAUUAAAUCAUUCUUAUAUUAAUUUUUAUUUAAUGGGACCGCAAUACCACAUCCCAUAAUGUUGAAAGUGAUGUAAAGCAAUUGUGUUGAUUUUAUUAUAGGAUGGAUUAUGUGUUAAAAAUAUGGGCCUCAAUACAGAAAACAAGGACAAACUUCUGAAUGUAUAGCUUUUCCUUUCAUCUUUGGGGAAAAAAGCGAAGGGUUUCGUGACUAAACAAGCGAGCCAUAACACACACGGUCAUUUAAAAUGUUCACAAACACUCGAAUGGAGUUGCAAGCAUGACCUGGAGCGUCUUCAGACAAGAAACAAUGAAUGAAACUGAUUUACACUUUAUGUUCUUGGAGCAAGAGUAUUGUGAUGGAAAUUUCAAAACUACUAUGCCUUGCAUUCCUUUUUCUGUUUAAAAAAACUCAGACUGUUAAGUUAUAUGUGUCUAGAGGCAUUCUUACACUACAUUGCUAAAGCAUGACACUGCAAGUUCGUCACGUGUCUACGACACUAAUGAAAGCCCUCUCUGGCUCAAGAACUAGAGGUGAUGUUAUGUUCUCUGAAAGGUCUGAACUUAUUCUUUUUCUUUGUUCAUCUGGAACUUUUUUUCAUCUAAUGUUAAGUGCUGGGCUUUAAUGUGUUUUGUACAUACCUUUCAAUCAUUGCUUCUCACUCCCCCACAAAAUUAAGGUAAAGAUGUUGCACUCUUUUGCACGUUAACAGAUAGCCUGCAUGUUUUGAUGACAUAACCAUCCUGUGCUGCCGUGACUGACCUAGUUUUGGCUGUUUGUGAAAACUUGCCACGUCAGCAAUCUGGUCGGUCUGUAAAUACAGUAUUAUUAUUAUUAUUAUUAUUAUUAUUAAUAUGUUGCCCAUGUGGGGAAGUAGACAAGUGCAAAUCUCAAAUGGGUCUCUCAGAGUUGACCAAAAUGCCUAUCUUCAGACUGUGAACCAGACCACAUUAGAAAUUAAGGACAGACAUUUGAAAGCACCCUACUUUUAGUAUUAUAUACUGAGGCAUGUGGCUUUUAUUGGUAUGCUAAAUGUGCGUACCCUUUUUUUGAUUCAGAGUUUGUUUUUAACUGAUUCAGACCAUGAACCAUCGUUUUGGUUUAGAUUGGGGUUAUUCAUAAAAAUAUCUGUUUAUGAAAGGACAAAGCCAACUGUGAGGAUCAACAGUGCAAGUAUUAAGUUUCCCCUUGUGUUUCCUGAAAUGUUGACCUCCAAUGGAAUUCCAUCAAAUUGUUCACUACGCAUGUUAGACUUUAUGUUUUGUCAUUAGAUGCAGAUACACUCUUGUAUUUAUAAAUUUAUUUCCUUUUCUGUCCCAAUGUACAGUCCCGUCCCCCCCGCCCCCCAUCAGCCUGAGUUUGGCCUAGAAAUAAAACAACCAGAAACAUGAA